AUGGCUCAAACAAAACACUUCUUUUCAGACCCCACCCACCUGGUGCACACGGCCUUGAACUCUCUGACCCUCACAAACCCUUCGCUCGCAUUCGACCUCGAGAACAAGAUCAUUUUCCGCCGCCCUGAUGUCGUAAAAAAGGGAAAGGUCGCCAUUAUAUCCGGCGGAGGCUCCGGCCACGAACCCGCCUUUGCAGGAUUUGUCGGACAGGGUCUCCUAGACGCUUCGGCAGCUGGGACCAUCUUUGCCUCACCAAAUGCAGAGCAGAUUCGCAUUGCCGCCAUGGAGCGGGUCAACAACGAGCAAGGAGUGCUCAUUAUUCCCAUGAACUACACCGGUGAUGUCUUGAACUUUGGUAUGGCCGCGGAGAAGUCACGGGCUGCCGGUAUCAAGACCGAGUUCUUUGCUAUCAAUGACGACGCUGGCGUUGGCAAGCUAAAGGGCGGCAAGGUCGGUCGUCGGGGUAUCGGAGGUGGUGUCUUGAUCUUGAAGAUCGUCGGUGCUCUGGCAGAGGCUGGCGGCUCACUCGAGGAUGUCUACAAGAUCGCUCAACUAGCCAACGAGAACCUUGCCUCGGUUGGCUCGUCAUUGGAACACGUCCACGUCCCCGGUAGAGAGGUGUCUGAUGAUCACAUCCCAGAAGGCGAGGUUGAGAUUGGCAUGGGCAUCCACAACGAACCGGGAUCCCACCGCGCGAAAGCUACACUCGUUGAGAUGGUUUCGACAAUGCUCCUCCAUAUUUUGGACCACAACGACCCUGACCGAGCCUACAUAACUCGCUCACCCGGCGACAAGUUCGUGCUGCUGAUCAACAAUCUGGGAGGUGUCAGCACUAUUGAACUGUCUGGUAUCACCGAUGAGGUUUACCGCCAGCUCGACAAGUCAUAUCAGAUCAAGCCCGAGCGGGUUAUCCAGGGCACAUUCCUCACCAGUCUUAACGGACUCGGAUUCAGCAUCUCACUUCUCAAGCUAGCAGACACCGGGCUGGGCCCUGGCAAGUCCUUCCUCGAGCUCCUCGACGCCCCCGCUGAGGCCGUCGGCUGGUCCGCGCCCGUCAACCCUGCCACUUGGGAGUACCGCAAUGCGCCUGGAAUUGAUGUCAAGAGGGCCAAGCCCACCCAGCAGCCGCCCAGCAACAUCAAGCUGGACAUUGGCAAGAUCCGCACCGUCCUCGGCGCAGCCCUCCAGCGUGUAAUUGACGCAGAACCCCUAAUCACCCGCUACGACACCAUCGUCGGCGACGGCGACUGCGGCAUCGGCCUAAAGCGCGGCGCCGAAGCCGUCCUCGACCUCCUCAACGAUUCCGCAAACCUCAACGACGACGUCAUCAGCACAGUCAACAGCAUCGUCAACGUCGUCGAAAACACCAUGGACGGCACCUCCGGCGCCAUCUACGCCAUUUUCCUCAACGCCCUCGUCCACGGCCUCCGCGAACAGGACAAGGGCUCUGAAACACCUGCCGACGUGGACGUCUGGGGAACAGCCCUGAAAUAUUCCAUCGCCGCACUGGGGAAGUACACACCCGCCCAGAUCGGCGAUCGCACUCUGAUCGAUGCGCUCGUGCCCUUUGCCCAGACCCUCGCGGAGAAAAAGGACGUCCAUGCUGCUGCUGAGGCUGCACACGAGGGCACCGAGGCGACGAAACACAUGAAGGCUUCGCUGGGCCGGGCCGUGUAUGUUGGUGGCGAGGAGGAGUGGGUAGGGAAGGUCCCGGACCCUGGGGCGUUUGGGCUGAGUGCGUUCUUUGCUGGGUUGGCGGAUGCGCUGUGA
This is a messenger RNA of Aspergillus mulundensis, 1770 nucleotides long. RefSeq names its product putative dihydroxyacetone kinase (DakA). Lineage: Eukaryota; Fungi; Ascomycota; Eurotiomycetes; Eurotiales; Aspergillaceae. Gene Ontology annotation, cellular component: cytosol. The record is from RefSeq and is a predicted model, not a curated record. Gene Ontology annotation, biological process: glycerol catabolic process. Bases 1 to 1770 code for a protein of 589 amino acids. Gene Ontology annotation, molecular function: ATP binding; glycerone kinase activity. The transcript has 4 exons.